AAGCUAACAGCUAGGAAAAGGUAAGCUAACAACUAGGAUUUUGCUAAUUGGCUAGUCAGAAAAGCUGUAGUUUUACAUGAAAUAUUUUAGCCUCUCUUCACAGCCACUUCUCCCUAGAUAGCGACAAUCACCUUGUAUUAGCUACAGGAAUUGCUUCGAUGGGUUCCAAAAGGCGAAGGGCCACCUCCCCCUCCAGCAGCGUAAGUGGAGGGGACUUUGAGGAUGGACUAACGUCCUCCUCCACCCCUGGAAGCAGCCGAAAAAGGAGAAGAGCCUCCAGUAUCCCCACUGUAGAUCCAAUAGCAGUGUGCCAUGAGCUGUACAACACUAUCAGGGAUUAUAAGGAUGACCAUGGGAGGCAAAUCUGUGAGCUGUUUAUCAGAGCACCAAAGAGAAGGAACCAACCAGAUUAUUAUGAAGUGGUUGCCCAGCCCAUAGACUUGAUGAAGAUCCAGCAGAAGCUAAAGAUGGAGGAGUACCAGGAUGUGGAGCAGCUCAGCGCUGAUUUCCAGCUGCUGUUCAACAAUGCCAAGACUUACUACAAGGUUGAUAGCCCAGAAUACAAAGCUGCCUGCAGGCUAUGGGACCUGUAUCAGCGCACAAAGAAUGAGUUCGUGCAGCGUGGGGACUAUGAGGAAGAGGAUGAAGAUGGGGAUGAUACACUGGAUAACCCUGGAACCUCCACUGAGGAGGAGACUCCACCCAGUUGUUUGAAGGAGGUCCUGGAGCAGCUCCUGGAGGCCAUUGUGACCUUUACCGAGCCCUCGGGGCGCCUGAUCAGUGAGCUCUUUCAGAAGCUUCCCUCAAAAGUGCACUAUCCGGACUACUACGCCAUAAUAAAGGAACCCAUAGACUUGAGGACAAUCGCUCAGAGGAUACAGAUGGGAUACUACAAAAGCGUCAGUGCCAUGGCCAAGGACAUAGACCUUUUAACAAAAAAUGCCAAAACCUACAAUGAACCAGGGUCACAGGUGUUUAAGGAUGCUAACACCAUCAAGAAGAUCUUUAUCCAGAGGAAGACUGAAAUUGAGCAUGCAGAACCCACUAAAUCCAGCCUCCGUAUAAGGAACCGGAGGUCAGCUCAGGGUGAUCGCCUGUCUGCCAUAACCACAGCCCUGCAGUACGGUUCUGAAAGCGAGGAGGAUGCCCUGCUCGGUUCCGUGCGCUACGACGAGGGCGAGUCAGAGGCAGAAUGCAUGCAGUCCUGCAUGGACAUGAGCAACCCCAUCUUCCAGCUGUACGAGGCUGUGCGGGGCGGCCGAAACGGCCAGGGCCAGCUCAUCGCCGAGCCCUUCCUGCACCUCCCCUCCCGCAGGGAGUAUCCCGACUACUACCAGCAGAUAAAGCAUCCCAUCUCCCUGCAGCAGAUUCGGGAGAAGAUGAAGAACAACGAGUAUGAGAACAUGGAGCAGAUGGAAGCUGAUCUCACCCUCAUGUUUGAGAACGCUAAGCGCUACAAUGUCCCCAACUCUGGCAUCUACAAGCGUGCCCUGAAACUGCACCAGAUUCUACAGCUGAAGAAGAGAGAGUUGUUAAGAGAGGAGGAGGACGGUGACAGCAUGCUCUCCUCCACCACCUCUGAUGCCGGCAGCGCUAAGAGGAAGAGCCACAAAAAGAACACAAAGAAAAACCGGAUGAAGAUCCUGUAUACCGCGGUGACGGAGGCGCGGGAUGUGUCCACCAGCCGCCGCCUCUGUGACCUCUUUAUGGUCAAGCCAUCCAAAAAGGACUACCCUGACUACUACAAGAUCAUCCUGGAGCCCAUGGACCUGAGGACCAUUGAGCACAACAUUCGCGCCGACAAGUACCUGAGCGAGGAGGCAAUGCUGGAAGACAUGAAGCUGAUGUUCCGCAAUGCACGCCACUACAACGAAGAGGGCUCUCAGGUCUACAAUGAUGCCAACAUCCUGGAGAAGAUCAUGAAGGACAAGAGGAAGGAGCUGGGGCCUCUACCAGAUGAGGAUGAUAUGGCUUCACCAAAGCUCAAAUUAAGGAAGAGUGGCAUUUCUCCUAAGAAGUCGAAGUACCUGACCCCCCUGCAGCAGAAGCUGAACGAGCUGUACGAGGCGGUGAAGAACUACACGGACAGCCGCGGCCGGCGCCUGAGCGCCAUCUUCCUGCGGCUGCCGUCCCGCGCCGAGCUGCCCGACUACUACAUCACCAUCAAGAAGCCCAUGGACAUGGAGAAGAUCAAGAGCCACAUGACGGCCAACAAGUACCAGGACGUGGACUCCCUGGUGGAGGACUUUGUGCUGAUGUUCAACAACGCCUGCACCUACAACGAGCCCGAGUCACUCAUCUAUAAGGACGCCCUGGUGCUCCACAAGGUCCUGCUGGAGACGCGGCGGGACCUGGAGGGCGGCGAGGACACGCACGUCCCCAACGUGCCGCUGCUCAUCCAGGAGCUCGUGCACAACCUCUUCGUGUCGGUGCUCAGCCACCAGGACGACGAGGGCCGCUGCUACAGCGACUCGCUGGCGGAGAUCCCCGCCCGGGACCCCGCCAGCCCCGCGAGGCCACCCCUCAACUUCGAGAUCAUCCGGGCCAACGUGGACAACGGGCGCUACAGGAGGCUGGACGUCUUCCAGGAGCACAUGUUCGAGGUGCUGGAGAAAGCCCGGCGGCUGCACAGGACGGAUUCUGAGAUCUUCGAGGAUGCAGUGGAGCUGCAGCAGUUCUUCAUCAAGAUCCGAGACGAGCUGUGCAAAAACGGCGAGAUCCUGCUCUCCCCGGCGCUCAGCUACACCACCAAGCACCUGCACAACGACGUGGAGAAGGAGAAGAAGGAGAAGCUGCCUAAGGAGAUAGAGGAGGACAAGCUGAAGAGGGAGGAGGAGAAGAAAGAGGCAGAGAAGAGCGAGGACCCGGCAGGGGGGGCGUGGUCGUCGGGGCUCCAGCGCACUUACAGCCAGGACUGUAGCUUCGAGAACAGCAUGUACCACGUGGGAGACUGCGUGUAUGUGGAGCCGGCGGAGCCAAACCUGCAGCCGCACAUCGUCUGCAUUGAGCGUCUCUGGCAGGACGAUGCUGGUGAGAAAUGGCUGUAUGGCUGCUGGUUCUACAGGCCCAAUGAGACCUUCCACCUUGCCACACGCAAGUUUCUGGAGAAAGAAGUAUUCAAGAGCGACUACUACAGCAAAGUUCCUGUCAGCAAGAUACUGGGAAAAUGUGUGGUCAUGUUUGUGAAGGAAUAUUUCAAGCUCCAGCCCGAGGGCUUCAGGCCGGAGGACGUGUUUGUCUGUGAAUCGCGCUACUCCGCAAAGACCAAAUCCUUCAAGAAGAUCAAGAUGUGGACGAUGCCGGUCAGCUCGGUGAGGUUCGUGCCUCGUGACGUGCCGUUGCCAGUGGUGAGGGUGGCAUCCAUGUUUGCCAAUGCCACCAAGCACGACCAGGAGAAGUCUCCGGAGCUGGAGUACGACAAAGCUGCAGACACCAGUGUCAUAAUUGACAAGGAAAGGGAGGACGUGCCAGUGGAUGUGAGCAAUGGCGAGCUGGGUUGCCAGUACUUCGAGCAGCUCCGCUACAACGAAAUGUGGCUGAAAGUGGGAGACUGCGUGUACAUACGCUCACACGGCCUGGUGCGGCCAAGAAUCGGCAGGAUCGAGAGGAUGUGGGUGCGAGAUGGUGCUGCCUACUUCUUUGGGCCCAUCUUCAUCCACCCUGAGGAAACGGAGCACGAGCCCACCAAGAUGUUCUACAAGAAGGAAGUGUUCCUCAGCAACCUGGAGGAGUCCUGCCCUAUGACCUGCAUCAUAGGAAAAUGCGUGGUGUCCUCUUUCAAGGACUACCUGUCGUGCCGACCGACGGAGGUCCCUGAGGAUGACGUGUUGCUGUGCGAGAGCCGCUACAUCGACAGCGAGAAAGUGAUGAAAAAGUUCAAGGGCUUGAAGCGCUUCUCACUGUCUGGCAAGGUGCUGGACGAUGAGAUCUACUACUUCAGAAAGCUGAUCGUGCCCCAGAAGGAGCCGUCUCCCUUGCUGGACAGGAAGAUCCAGGAGCUAGAGGCAAAGUUUGCAGACAUGGAUGGUGCAGAUGACGACUUAGACGACCAAGGGGAAGAGGAUGGAGAAUCUUCUGAAACCCCCAUGGUUCCUCAGAUGCAGACGCCGCUGUCCAGCGACAUGGACAUCAUGCCGUACACCCCACCACAGUUGACUCCAAAGACGAUUAAGGGCCUUUCCAAGAAGGAAGGUGCGAAACGGAAGAUCAACAUGAGCGGGUACAUCCUGUUCAGCAGUGAGAUGCGCGCCGUCAUCAAGGCCCAGCACCCGGACUUCUCCUUCGGGGAGCUGAGCCGCCUGGUUGGGACAGAGUGGAGGAACCUCGAGGCCACCAAGAAGGCAGAGUAUGAAGAGCGGGCAGCCAAAGUGGUGGAACAGCAGGAGCGCGAGAGGGCAGCCCAGCAACAGCAGUGUGCUUCCCCAAGAGCAGGUACCCCAGUAGGGGCGCUCAUGGGGGUGGUGCCCUCCCCAACCCCUAUGGGGAUGCUUAACCAGAACAUGACGCCUGUGUCAGGCAUGAUGGGUGCCUAUGGGCCACCUAUAAUGCCCAUGCAGGGCCCUGUUGAAGGCAUGGUCGGUAUGGGCAGCAUGCCACCACAUCACAUGGGGGCGCCUGCAUUCCCCCACCAUCUUCAGCCAGGUAUGCCCGGGUUCCCUGGCAUGCCAUACCCGGGUGUGAUGGGGCCUGGUGUGAACAACAUGGCAGGAAGUCCCGCAGCUGGAAAUCACUAUGGGCAGCAGAUGGGCAUGCUUGGUCAAGGCCAGCAGGCACCACCCCCCUACCCAGGGCAAGGCCAGACAGCCCAGCCUGCACUCCAGCAGCCCUCCACCCCCAUGUUUGUGGCCCCGCCUCCAAAGACCCAGCGCCUGUUACACUCUGAAGCCUACCUAAAGUACAUCGAGGGCCUCCAGGCGGAGACAUCCACCAUCAGCAAGUGGGACCAGACCCUCGCAGCCCGUAGGAGAGAUGUACACUUGACCAAAGAACAGGAGGGCCGUCUGCCAUCCCAUUGGCUGAAGAGCAAGGGGGCUCACACCACGAUGGCGGACGCACUGUGGCGACUGCGAGACCUGAUGCUGAGGGACACAUUAAAUAUCCGUCAAGCAUACAACCUGUAA
Megalops cyprinoides (Indo-Pacific tarpon) is the source of this 5120-nucleotide messenger RNA. RefSeq names its product protein polybromo-1-like. The record is from RefSeq and is a predicted model, not a curated record. Bases 159 to 5120 code for a protein of 1653 amino acids. The transcript has 30 exons. Gene Ontology annotation, biological process: chromatin remodeling. Lineage: Eukaryota; Metazoa; Chordata; Actinopteri; Elopiformes; Megalopidae. Gene Ontology annotation, molecular function: chromatin binding; protein binding. Gene Ontology annotation, cellular component: RSC-type complex.